UUUCCCCACAGGAAGAAUUAAGUAAUUGGCCAAUACUUUAAAUGAAAGCUUUGGCUGUCAGAUCUUUUAAAUUUUAUCAUUGUAUGCAAAACUUAAAGGCUUCCUUUCAUUUUUUUGACAGAAUAGAAUUAUGUUGGGUUAAAGAUGAGUGGCACAUGAAUAUUUUAAAUUGACCUUUAGACAGGUGCAAUUUAAACACUGACUUCAAAAGAAUCACUUUAAAGAAUGUCUGCCUUUAUUCUUCAAACAGAUCUGUCUGCAGCUGGUAAGUUGAUGACUGCCUGGUACAGAAUCACAAGGGAUCUCAAGUGGGUGGAUUGCCUAGCAAUCAUUGCUACAAACAAAUUGAAGCGUUUCUGUAACAUUAAAUACAUCUAAAUUGUAAGAGCUUAUACAUCACUCCUAGCAUUUGAUUUUUUUAAAGUUUACAUUUGUGUGAAGAAGGCAGUCUGCUUGAAUAUGCAAAUUAUGUGUGCUAAGCGCUUUAAGACUAUAUUAGUUUUUGUUUUCCUCUAAAAACAAUUGAGUUACGUUAUGUUAGAAUAGUUUAUAACAUUGGUCCGUAAUUUAUUUUCUCAUACUUUUUUUGACUCCAAUGAAUUAUCCCCAAUCGUUUGUGGAUGUGGCAUUUAACGAAUAUCUGUUAUCGCGAUACUUGGGGAAAAAAACGUGGGAUUUUGGAAAUCAAGGGUUGUGGCUAAGGGGUAGGUGUCAACUCAAACCGCUAGCGACUGUGUACGAAUCUUUGGGAGAAGUUACAGGAACUCCUUAAUAUGAGUGAUGACAAACCCUUCCAAUGCACUGCUCCUGGGUGUGGACAGAGAUUCACAAAUGAAGAUCACUUGGCAGUCCACAAACACAAACACGAGAUGACACUGAAGUUUGGCCCAGCAAGAAAUGACAACAUUAUUAUUGCUGACCAAACUCCUACACCUACUCGCUUUUUGAAGAACUGCGAGGAAGUUGGGCUCUUCAUUGAACUCGCAAGUCCCUUUGAUCAUGACUUCAAAAAAGCAGCUGAAGAUGACACGAAAAAGUUACCCCUGGAUUUGUCACCUCUUGCUACACCUGUCAUACGCAACAAAAUCGAGGAACCAACGACUAUAGAGACACAUAGAAAUAGUCCUCUGCCCCACCCUGAGUCGACUACAAAUGAUGACAAGGAUUUAUCUUUGCAGCCAGCCUCACUGCCAACAUCCACUAUAGUCCAUCCUGCGUCCCUCCAAGUCCCCAAUGUACUUCUAGCCACCACAGAGGCUAAUGUUGUAAUACAGCAGGCUCUCCCAUCGCCAACAUCUAGCUCUGUUAUUUCCCAAGUCCCACCCACUAAUAGACCUAUAGUCCCGAUUUCUGGCACCUUUCCUGUGCUUUUACAGCUCCCUAAUGGCCAGACCAUGCCAGUCGCUAUACCUGCAUCUAUUACAAGCGCAAGUGUACAUAUUCCAGCUACAAUCCCACUUGUCAGACCUGUCACCGUAGUGCCUACCGUCCCUGGAAUCCCCGGACCGCCGUCGCCGCAACCUCAGCCCGUCCAAUCAGAAGCAAAGCUGAAACUGAAAGCCACAUUAAGCCAGCAGCUUCCUCAGGUAACCAACGAAGAUGGUGAAGUCCAAAGCAGCGCUGUAACUCACACUGCUAAUCCCGCUUCUCCGACCCCGACCCCCUCUCCAGCUGCGAUCCUAACUCCGGCUCCUCAAUUGCCUACUACUGAGGAAACGUCCACACAUUCCCUUCAGCAGCCAGCCACCUCCACCACAGAGACGCCUGCUUCCCCGGUGCCCCCAGCUCAAAACCCACCAAGCACAGGUGGUCGGCGGCGAAGAACCACAAGUGAAGACCCGGAUGAGAAAAGACGCAAGUUCCUGGAGCGUAACAGGGCUGCAGCUUCUCGCUGUCGACAGAAAAGAAAAGUGUGGGUCCAGUCUCUGGAGAAGAAGGCUGAGGACCUCAACACAAUGAAUGGGCAACUACAGAAUGAAGUCACCCUGCUGAGAAACGAAGUGGCUCAGCUGAAGCAGCUCCUUCUGGCUCAUAAAGAUUGCCCUGUAACCGCCAUGCAGAAGAAGUCUGGCUAUCACAUCUCCGACAAAGAUGAGAGCUGCGAGGAGAUGUCCAUCCCCAGCAGCCCCCAGAACGAGGCUAUCCAGCACAGCUCCGUCAGCACCUCCAAUGGGGUUAGCUCCUCCUCAGCUCCGGCCGUCUCCGCCCCAGCCAGUGCCGCUUCGGCUAACCCAAGCACAGAGGAGAGUCAGCCACGGAGGGGCGCUACCAAAUCCCAGUCCUCAGGGAGCUGAUCGUCCCAAACUGCAUCCACGCUGGAGCGCGGCGGUCUCUUCAGACAAGCAGAGGAAAUAGUUUCUCUCUCCGCUUCAGUUCAGAUUGUACACUUUUUCAUUCUCUCUUGAUUGCUUUGUAUUGCGUUUGGCCUGUUUAGUAAUUCAUAGGAAUGCUUUUAAACAUGCAACGUAUUCUCUGUAACUGCUGAAAACAGAAGAACAUGCACUUUAGGUGUUUUUGUAUUUGUUGAACUUGUUUAUUGAUCUUCUUUAUAUUUAUUGAUUGGAAAUCAGCCAAGUGAAGUGAUUGAGCAGUCAGUUGUUACCAAAGUGUGGUGUUGCUCUUUUUUUAAUGCUCUUGAACUUUACAAGCACUACCUUUAUGAUGAAGAUACUUUAAAGCAGCAAUCUGGAGUUUUCUCCCUUUCGAGGAAUUAUGUAUAAUUUUUUAGAAAUUAGUAAAAGUGGUAGUGUUACCUGGUACUGUGAUAUAAUUAGCAAUACUUUUUUUUCUUUUCUUUUUUGGGCUCAGAUUGCCUCCAUCCCAUAGAGCCCCGUGCAGUUUGAAUUGAGCACUUCUCAGCAUUAGCAUUAGCCAGUAGUGUUAGACAUCCCCUGGUGGUGAUGAGCUACAAUAUAGCCACAGCUGUAAUGGCUGACGGAAGCAAGGCUGCCAAACACAGGUGCCACUGGUCCCUAACAACCACCACCAGCAGGCAAGGUAACUUGUCUUGCUCAAGGACACAACCACUGUGACGGACUGAGUGGGACUCGUUCCCACAACCCUCCAGUUACGAGGCGGCCACGUAACUCCUCUACCACCGUCGUCCUAAUUGUAAAACAAUGUUUUAGCUACGUCUGUCGGCCAGAGGUGCACUUUCACACACGAGGGGCGUUGCUUCCAGCCAUGAUCACAGAAGCAGGGAAAAGGGCUCAUAGGUGUAAUACCGUUUUUCCACCUCUAGAUGGUGCCCUCUGAGGAAAAACUCUGGAUUUUUGCUUUAAGUAAAUUUGCUUUGACCAUUUUCCACAUAUCUGAGAGGAGAUGGGUUUACUUUUUGGAGAGGUGGCGAGACACUGGCAGCUUUAUUAAGAAGUUGGUCUAAAUUCUGGACACAAAACCGGAGUUUUAAUUUGACGAGUGUUUAUGAAAACAAGAUCAGCUGUCGUUGGGGAAUGUUUGAGCUCGCCUCUGCAUGUAAAAUAGCGUCACACCGGUGAGCCGGCUGGAUUUGCGUCUUUCAUUAACACUCCACCUGUAGUCUGAUUGUCCCUGAAGCAGUGAUUGUAGGAUCGCAGUACUUUUUUGUUUAUUACUCCGUCAUGGUGACGUUGACUUUACUCAGUGCCAUUAACGUUUUUGUAUAAAUUACCUCUGUGCAUUAAAAAAAAUAAGAAUAACCUGAGUUUAUUGCUGUUCUCUCAGAUUUCUUCUGUUUACUGUGUUUGCUUCAUGCGUGUCUUCAGUAUCCGAUGCAGAACAUUUAGGGACAUUAGGUUGUUUUCAUGAUGGCAAUUCUAGAUGACAUUUUUAGUAAACAUUGUAAGAAAAACAAAGAACACAUCAAUAUUGAACUUGCCUGUGGUCAUUCUUGAUAUUAUGUACUUUGUUAUAUAAGAUUGUACACAUUUAGUAGAUGAACUCUCUUGAUCACAUCAAGUUUAAAGAAAAUGACCUUUAAUCUGAUUAGAAUGCAUCAGUAGAUUGUAAAAUGAAAAUAUUCUCAUGUGAACUGGAAUCGCAUCGUGUACUUUAGUUACACAAACUGAUUGUGAUUAUUUGUUCAUUAAUUAUGAGAAACAAAGCCCAGCUUUUAAAGUCAGUUUGCUUUUUCUCUUAGUCCCUACUGGCUUACUACUGUGUAGUUUUUACCAACACAUUGUUUUCUGAAAAUGGGAUUUUUAAAGUUUUACUGUUGUGCUUUCUGCAUGAGACAACGAUUCUCUACGAGAAUUUGACUUUGUUUAAUGACGCCUCAAACUAAGAAAAUAAUGGUCAAUUAAACAAGUUAUUACGACUUGAGUUGUGAUUUGUUUUACCCUGGCUUAAACUGCUUCAAAACCUGGGUGUGAUAUGGUGUUGACAGUGUUUAUGUCAUGUGAAAGUUCUGUAUAAAAUUUCAAUCGUUGCGUUGUUGUAAUAAACCUUUUAAUACCUCUUUAAACAUC
Messenger RNA from Nothobranchius furzeri (turquoise killifish), 4445 nucleotides. RefSeq names its product activating transcription factor 2 (gene atf2). The record is from RefSeq and is a predicted model, not a curated record. Gene Ontology annotation, biological process: regulation of transcription by RNA polymerase II. Gene Ontology annotation, molecular function: DNA-binding transcription factor activity, RNA polymerase II-specific; cAMP response element binding. NCBI's taxonomy places the organism in Eukaryota, Metazoa, Chordata, Actinopteri, Cyprinodontiformes, Nothobranchiidae.